UUCUAACCACUGACGUGCACCUCUCCUGUCAUGUGUUCGAUUCGAUGUGUCAAAUCACAAAUUCACACACGUUGACAAACAAUUCCACAUUAUCCACAAAAAAUGUAUGGAACAAAGUGAGUUAAAAAGUGACCAUAUUUGCAAAAGCCACAAGCGCACCAUAACAAAUAAAAAUGCAGAAAACGAACAAAUUCCUUUUAGAAGCCGCCGUCAUCUUCGUCGCCUAUUUCUAUUUUGGAAUCCUCCAAGAAAAAAUCACCAAGAGCAAAUAUUCGUACGAAACGACUGACGAUAAAGGCGAGACAGUUUUCCAAACUGAAAAGUACACCUACUUUUUAUCGCUAGUAUUUAUUUUGUGUGCUGUCAACUAUGUAGCCGCUAUUAUAGUGUUAAAAAUAUGGCCUCAAGACGAAGAUAAAACUCCGAGGACGUACUAUGUCAGUAUUGCUAUCACCUACCUGCUGGCGAUGGUGUGUUCAAACAUGGCCCUACAGUGGGUGCCUUACCCGACGCAGGUUGUUGGCAAAUCCGCCAAACCCAUACCAGUGAUGAUCCUAGGAGUCCUACUAGGAAAAAAAUCAUAUCCUUUUAAAAAGUACAUUUUUGUUCUUCUAAUCGUGAUAGGAGUUGUCUUGUUUAUGUUUAAAGACAAAGCAAAGUCUUCACAGCAGGACAUCGGGUUUGGUUUAGGCGAGCUCUUGUUGAUUUUGUCUCUGACAAUGGACGGGUUAACUGGAGGGGUGCAGGAAAGAAUAAGAACCGAAGCUCGACCCUCCGGCCAACAAAUGAUGAAAGCGUCAAACGGUUGGUCCACUCUAUUCUUAGGAAUCGCCAUCGUUGUGACGGGCGAGGGUUUAAAGUUUUUCGAAUUCGCGCACAGGCAUCCAAUAAUAAUUAACAAUUUGUUAGUUUUGGGAUUGACUCAGGCUGUAGGACAAAUGUUUCUGUACAGUAUGGUUUCAGAUUUUGGCCCUCUGGUUGUUUCAGUCGUGACGACAACGAGAAAAUUCUUUACUGUCCUAGGUUCGGUGAUUAUUUUCGGGAACGCUCUAAGUCUUCGUCAGUGGUUAGGCGCAGUGCUCGUUUUUAGCGGGCUCUUCCUCGACGCGUUUUUCUCUAAAGGGACUGCCAAGAAGUCUGGUAACAAGUCCUAAGUCUGUAUAUUUUGUUGAGAUUGUUUUAUAUAUCAUAUAUUUUAUUAUAUGUAUUUAUGGCGUG
This is a messenger RNA of Zophobas morio, 1218 nucleotides long. RefSeq names its product medial glomeruli (gene meigo). Gene Ontology annotation, biological process: UDP-galactose transmembrane transport. Gene Ontology annotation, cellular component: Golgi membrane; endoplasmic reticulum membrane. The record is from RefSeq and is a predicted model, not a curated record. NCBI's taxonomy places the organism in Eukaryota, Metazoa, Arthropoda, Insecta, Coleoptera, Tenebrionidae. The transcript is spliced from 3 exons. Gene Ontology annotation, molecular function: UDP-galactose transmembrane transporter activity; UDP-glucose transmembrane transporter activity. Bases 174 to 1154 code for a protein of 326 amino acids.